Messenger RNA from Klebsormidium nitens, 837 nucleotides. The record is from the annotation of a GenBank genome assembly. NCBI's taxonomy places the organism in Eukaryota, Viridiplantae, Streptophyta, Klebsormidiophyceae, Klebsormidiales, Klebsormidiaceae.
UACUAGAUGAUAUAGCGUGGGUGUGGCAUGGCGUUGAACGCCAGCACAAAGAAGAUUCUUCGAGGUCUGCUGAGCCAAAAAAGCUCAAAUCCAGCUUCUUGCUCUUCAUUGAUCUCCCUUAUGCACAGCCAGAAGUGGUCGGGGCCUAGAUCGCAGGUGGGCGCAGCAGUUGGUGACAAUUCACGAGCAGGUCGCAGCCUGCGAGAACACCACCAGUGCCGCACUCCACAUUCCUUCCCUCAGGCUUUCCCAAAGGCACCUAUCCGCCCGAUCCAGACACCCUGCUGGCCAGAAUUGCCAAGCCUUUUAGCUCGCAGGUUUUGUGUGGCUGCAAAAGCACAUACCAUGGCAAGCGGGGCAGGCGAAGGCACAGUCCCACUGGUAGAAACUAGGGAACAGACAGCCAUGAGUUCUCUGCCACCAGCAGAGUCUCUGGUUGCAGAGAAGAAAGCUUCGAGAAACGUGGUCAAAAAGGAGCUGCGCCAAUUGAGCAAAGAGCAGAGGCAGGCGGAAGAUGAGGCCAUUCAGCGGCACGUCCUUGACAUGGAUUUUUUCCAAAAGGCACGUCGCGUGUGCGCCUACCUGGCGUGCGAGCCGCUGCGAGAGGUGGACACCAAGCGCAUUGUUCCUGCUGCACUGAGCCAGGGAAAGGUCUUGUAUGUGCCGCGGGUAGAGGAUAGGGCAGCGCAUAUGCGGAUGUUGCGCAUUGAAGAUCCAGACAAUGAUACAGAGCGCAACAGCAUGGGGAUAGCAGAGCCGACGCCUUUGCUUCGUGACGGCCAGCCGCACAACAUCGCUUUAUUGGUGCCGCAGGCUGGAAGGCUGCUGGAAAGAUGA